Messenger RNA from Ceratitis capitata (Mediterranean fruit fly), 6807 nucleotides. RefSeq names its product active breakpoint cluster region-related protein (gene RhoGAP1A). The record is from RefSeq and is a predicted model, not a curated record. Gene Ontology annotation, molecular function: GTPase activator activity; guanyl-nucleotide exchange factor activity. Gene Ontology annotation, cellular component: membrane. Bases 822 to 5105 code for a protein of 1427 amino acids. Gene Ontology annotation, biological process: positive regulation of GTPase activity; signal transduction. The transcript is spliced from 14 exons. Lineage: Eukaryota; Metazoa; Arthropoda; Insecta; Diptera; Tephritidae.
AAGAAGACAAAACAAAAUAUCAACAUCAGUUUCGCUUUCACGACAAUGUAAAUUGAUAUUUAUUUUCACUUAACAUUACAUCCCUAUUCUGAUGUCGUACGGAGGUAUCGUCAAUAUCGAUUUUUAGCAACCGGUCUUUGCACCUGUGAUCGAUGUUACUAUGCGAAGCAACUCUGUAUUGUAUCACAACAACAAAACUAUACAUACGGAAGCGAAUGCAUUCAGUUGCGUAUUUUACGGGAGUGUCUUAAUUUUUGGUAUUGUUUUAUUUGAUUUUUGUGCAACCAAAAAGAUUCGCAAAGUGUUAAAUAUAAUUGGGAUAUUGUAAAAAUGAAAUAAAUUAUGAGGAAUUGUGCAAAAAAUAUGGAAAAUUGAGUACGUUCUCUGAAUAAAUUUAUUAGAAAAAACGGUGCGCAAAGCAAAAGGCGGCGAACAGAAACGCAAAGUAAAAGCAACGUUCGUUCAUUCGGUGAUUGGAACCACCGUUCAUCGUGGCUGGCAAUUUACAUUUCGAUUGAGUCGUACUUCGGGCUUUAAUUUUUUUCUAUUUACAAUUAAUUAUACAAAAAUAAUGUAGUCGAAACUAAGCGCUUUACGUUAAUUAGCACAACAAAUAAAUCCAACGAGAUGCAGAGUGCGACGUGGAAAAGAUGCAGGGCCAACAGCAACCAGUGACAUUGUGAAUUCAAAAACGAAAUUUACAAGCGAGUAAUUUGGUGCAUACCUAGAGUACAUUAAAAAAAGUUGUAAAGAAAAAAAAUUAAAUUAAAUUGAAAUAACUGCUAAUAAAGCAUAACCGAGAUUGUUAGGAGCCUAGUGAAAUGAGUGUAUUCAACGAUUUUCAAAGAUUGUGGAUGCAACGCUUUCCACAAAGCUCACUAUCGGAUGCAUGGGAGCAAGAUGUACGCGCCAGUCUAGACCGUCACAAGCAGAAAAUCGUUGAACUAACAAAAGAGUUGGAGCAAGAACAAUUGUAUGUUGAGUACUUAGAACGACUACUGUCCGAUGUAGAAAAAUUUCGUGAAUCUGGUGGUGAUCCGACAUCAUUAUUUGAAGCUGCUACCACCUCCAGUGGAGUGUUGCAGGCGGGCAAUGAAGAGCAUCAACUUAGCGGCGAGAAUGUUGGUGGUGAUAAUAUAUCGAAAUCUAGUUUUAAUUUGCGCGAAGCAAACAAUGAAAACAAAGAUAAAAACAACCGAUUAUCGCUAAAUACUGAUAACAAAUAUGUUGAGUCCGGCGAUGGAAACGCUGGUGGUAGCAGUGUGAACGCUGGCGGUGUUUCUAAGACAAACGCCAAAGCGGUUGAAAGCAACACCGGCACUGGAAAACAAAGUUUUGAUCAAGAAGACAAGGAUGUGGGCACCGAAAAGGAUACUCGUCAACAAAACGAGAAUGGUGCUUUGCAUCAGUGUAUAAAUGAGUUGGCAGCCUCUUUUGGCAAUAAUUCCAACAGUGGUGACGUUGAAUCUGGCCGUCACUUGGCUUUGGAAAAUAUCAAAGAAAUGGAACCUACUGGCGAUGCUGACAAGAAACCACUCAAGUCACAAUCACAGAAGACAUCCCAUUUCGUUACUGUAAUUGAGGUUAAGGAGAGCAAGUCAGGCAUGGAUGCCGAACUGGAUAGUGGAGUAGAGGGCUGCGAGUCAGCGCCGAAUAAUGCAACGCCCACUCUAAGCAGUUUUGAUCGCAAAGCUUCAAGUAAAGUUGAACCUACAGCGCCGCCAUUGUCUCCCGCACUAACAUCACCUUUAAUGUCAGCUUCAACGUAUGCGGCACACGCGGAGGCUAAAAAGAAGAUGCCACCAAGACCACCUCCCAAGGUUUUUCGACGUGUCGAGCCGCCUACUAUACCGGGCCAACUUUCGUCAUCUCCAAAACGUGACACACCCUUUUCAGGUAGUAAUAUGCCUUUACCCAAUACAUCGGGCCACUUGUCUUCAUCCGAAAGUCCUGGCAACUCGCUUGAGCGGAAUGUAAAACCUUCGGCUAUUCUGCGCCAAAAAUCACCCGAAUCAAUGGAAGCCAAAGCCUAUGCAAACAAUAGGAAAACUACACCAGAAUUGGGCAAAUUCAAUCCACCAGAAUUAAUGGAAGAAUUAGGACGUAAAGUUGGCAAAUCCGAAAGUCUUGAAAAGACUAAACGUACAGAUAUGACGGCAACACAAAGCCCAACUGGUAGUUUGGGUCGAGCAGAAUCCACACAAAGCCGCAAUCUAACUGGUGGACGAACCAGCGGUACAGGUGUUGGUGCAUCACCUACAGGCAGCUUGAAUAAACCUUCCAAACUAGCGAUGACAGAUAGUUCAUCGACUAAUAGCUUAGAAAAGAAAUCACGCCCCUCACUGGCUGCCGACGCUGAAAGUGGACAAGGCCAGAUCGUAGGCUCAAAGGAAUCGUUGGCAUCUCAAGGCAUAUCCGAAAUUAUCAAAAGCUAUGAAUCAGUUUCAUCAUUGGGCUCCGAUUGCACAAAAGCUGCACAACACUUAGACAAUGAACCAUAUUACGACACAGUGCCGCUGGAUAACGGCGAUGGUGAAUAUGUUUACAUUAAGCCCGGCGGCAACGGUUCGUCAUCUAGUCGCGAUGAUCUUUCUACACCUGGAAGCACGCUGCCAAUCGGGUCCGCGACACAUCUCAGCAGUCAAGCUAGUGUAACAGAUCCCGAAUCACCAGGCCGCAGCUCAAAUUAUGUGAACAUUGAUUAUUUUCUACAUCAAAGUAAUGAAACACGUUCAAGUUCUCUAGAUAGUGAUGGUGAAUAUGAUGGUCCGCCAAUAAUGCGAACAAUCUCUCAUGAUGAACAAAACUCACAAACGCCCAGUGCUUUAAGGAAGCAGAAUUUAGUAUCCGCAAUACUAGUCUCUGGCAACGCACGUGGCGCUAAAAUACGCUCCAUAUUGAGCAGUAUUAUACAAAGUGAAACCAUUUAUGUGGAAUGUCUAAAUAAAAUGAUACAGUAUAAGAGAGCAAUACACGCAACACUCGGCACAUCCCAGCCUGUGAUUAAGGAGGAGGAAGAAAACACGAUUUUCUUUAAUAUCGACGAGCUCUACGAAGUGCAUACACGAUUUCUAAAUGAUUUAAAAACAAUUGUAGCGCACGAAGGUGGAGACGUUCUAAUCGGUGAGCCGUUUAAACGUCUCGCCGAUAACUUCAGCUUAUAUAGUGCUUUCCUGCAUAACUAUGGACAGGCCAUUGAAACUGUGAAGAAAUGCAGCGCUAAUAAUCCUCAAUUCAAACAGAUCGUCUCAACAAUCGUUGUGAAUCUACAUACCGAACAAUCGCUUACGCUGGAGGAUUUAUUACAUAAGCCGGUGGCUCGUGUACAAAUCAAUGCUUUGGUUUUUAACGAUUUGUUGCGCGAAACGCCACCCAAUCAUCCUGAUCAUCAGCCUUUGCGCCAAGCUCACAAAACCAUACACCUGUUUCUGAAGCAAUUCAAUGUUGUCAAUCAACGUUUGCCUACCGAAUCGAAUAAAAAUCUGCGUCGAAUGGUUAAAAAUUCGUUCAUUGUUGAACUGGUGGAUGGUCAUCGUAAAUUGCGGCAUCUCUUCCUAUUCAAUGAUGUUAUCGCUUGCGCUAAGUACAAGGCGUCGGGACGUGAUCGCAUUGAUUAUGAACUUAAAUGGUUUAUACCGUUGAAGGAUGUCGUAGUGUUCGAAGAGGCAGAUGCAACCGCUGACCUCAAGGAGUCUAGUCCUGCAAAUAUAUUGCAAUUGAAGACACAAGCCUGUACAGUACGUGAUCAAUUAUUACUUGAAGAGAAGGAUGAUAAAGGACGAAAGUCGAAUGGAUUGCGAUCAGGUGAUAAAUAUCGGCGCAAAUUGGCCGACUUAGAGUCACAAUUGGUAUUGGCCUCUCCAAAUUUAGUCUUCCGCAUUGCCAAUAAAGCUACUAACAAGACGAUAACGUUCUUUUUGAGUUCAGAUUUCGAGCGUACCCAGUGGAUUGAGUCAAUCUUAUCACUGAAGCAAACAUGUAAUAUACCUGGUGCAAAUACUAUAAACGCAUUGGAAGUGCAUGCUUUUAUCGUUGCCAUGCAAAAGGGUAUGAAAACUGAAAUGGGUUCAUAUCUAAUGCGCAACACCAACGACGAAAGUCUGUUAGUAGGCGAUCUGCAUAUGACAGUGCAUGGCUUGACUGGUCUCGAUCAACCUGCCGAUUUGUAUAUUUGUAUAGAAGUGGAUUCUUAUGGACAUUACUUCCGGAAAGCUACGACAAAGAUGGUUUGUCGCAGCAUAAGCCCACUGUGGAACGAAAGUUUCGUAUUGGAACUAGAAGGCAGCCAGAAUGUCCGAAUACUUUUAUAUGAAGCUCACGAACGACCAAAAUUACGCGCUAAGCAUGUGCUAAAACUCAGUCGCAGUUGGCUGCAAGAGACGCCUAUGUCGCGCAUACUAAAACUUGGAGAGACAAUAACGCUGAAUACUACACUUCGGUUUGUGCCCGGCGAAGUGACACUACGACGUGUACCAACAUCUAAACCGGGAGCUCUCUUCGGUGCCAAAAUGAGUCAGAUUUUAAAGCGUGAGAAGCGUGACAUUCCAUUUAUAAUCAGUGCCUGCAUACGGGAAGUAGAACGACGUGGCAUGUCUGAAGUGGGUAUUUACCGCGUGAGUGGUUCUGCUUCUGAUUUGGCCAAAUUGAAGAAAUCUUUUGAAACAAAUGCCUAUGAAGCCGAGCAACUACUAAAAGAUGUGGAUAUACAUUCAGUUACUGGUAUUCUGAAGUCAUAUCUGCGCGAGUUGCCUGAAGCAUUAUUCACAGAUGCUCUCUAUCCGAAAUUUUUUGAAACGUUCAGUGCAUUUAGUAACAACAACGAAGCAGCACGCAUAAACGAACUCUUAAAAGUAUUUGAAGAAUUGCCACCAGCAAACAAAGCAUCCAUAAGUCAUAUUUUAGAUCAUUUAAUUAGAGUGCACCAUCAGGAAACGGACAAUAAAAUGUCGCUGCAUAACCUAGCAAUGGUAUUCGGUCCCACGUUAUUACGACCCGGACAAACGCAAGCCAAACAGAAAGACCUAUUAGCUUCUAGUACUGUGGACGUAAUGGCACAAGCAGGAAUACUCUAUUGUUUCCUGCAGGCGCGCAUCAAAAAGGAUUAAAUUUUACAAUCAUAAGCAAACUGACAGUGAUUUAAAUGGAAAAUGAAAAUCAGAUAUGUUGUAUAAUGCAUAUAUUUUUGUAGCGAGCAAAACGCCUUUGUAUGCAUACGCAUAAACUGCGUCAGAGGAAUUAUUCUUAUAACUACGUAGCUUCCAUUGUAUGUAUAUGCAAAACAAAAGUCGACACUUAGCUGCAUUAAAGCGGCAUAUGAGUAGAUGAGCAAUCAGAUUGAGGAAAUAAACAUGCUUAUUAAAGUUAGAUCUCCACAAUUUUGUAAUUUAUGAGUAGAAAUAUCCCUCAAAUGUGUGUAAAGCAGUUUGAAAAUGUGAGAGAAAAGUGCCGCAGAAAUAUAAUUUUUAUAAUGGAUACGUAUACAACAUUAAAAAAGGAAACAAAAAAAUCAUAAAGAAAGUAUUGAUUCAAAUGCACUUUAACACUGCUGCAAAUAAUAAAAUAAUAAAUAUAUUUAUCUACAUGCUCCACACCAUAGACUUUGCACAGCUUAAACCAUGUAUUACGGAUGCUAUUUAGAACUUGUCCGUUUACAAUAUCAAUAUACAUACAUACAACAGAAUCUAUAUACACACUAAUACUUAAAACACAAAAAUUUAGCUGCUCAACAAGCAUUUCGUAAUGUUUAUGAAUAUUAUUAAUAUUUUUUGCAUUUUAAUCUAUUUGAAAAAAUAUACGCUGGAUACCCAAUAUUUAAUACAUGAAAACAAAAGCAGUUAGUUCAGAGUGAAUAGAUGAAAUUUUCGCGGUUGCUAAAUUUGUUAAGUUCAUAAAAAUCAUAAAUAUUGAUACGCGCAAGCUCCGUAGUUUUUUCUAUGUAAUUAAAUGUGGCUUGUAAUCCUAGUUUUGAUUUUUGUUAUUAAAUUUUCUUACCAAUCACUGCCUAUCGAGUGCUUCUUGGCUUACCUGUUUCAACUAUUUAAAAUGAGUUACAACUUUUUAACUGAAAUAUCCAAUAGGUCCAAAAUAGAAAAUAUUGAUGCACCGACCAGCAUGGAAAAGUAAAGUAAAAAAUUGUUUCAGUUUAAAUUGGGAACAUGUUUCGGGAGCUGAUUAAUGGUAGAAUGAUUUAUCGAAUUAUAGAAAUGUUGUUAUUUUACGCAGGGAAAGUGAAUAAAAGAUGCUCAAAAAAUAGUCAAACUAUGUUAUCAAUUUAUGGAAAUAAUGAUUCAAGCUGCAUUUACAUAUUGAAAGUACUGUAUUUUGUUGUCUUUUGUGAAACUAAUACUACUUAUUAGUUUUUUUUCUUUUUUUCACAAAUUCAGCGAUUUUGAAUGUUGCCAUAUUAGAUUGUUUAAAUAUUUCAAUGUCUAUGCAUACAUCUUCACUUCAGCCAAUAGUUGACCCGAUAACUAAUUUUACUCGACACUAGCUGCUUUUUAUCUAACACUUCCACAUUUUCGGUAAUCAUCUAGCGUAAUUAGUUUGCAAUAAAUUUAAGCGUUAAAUGUACUACAAUGACUUAGUCUGUGGUCAUUCAUAAUUACCUUAUAAUGUUUACUUAUCGAACCUUUAAAGGUUGCGAAGAAAUAAAGAAAAAUGACGUAGGCUAAAACAAUUUAAUUUAUUUUUUACCUUUAUGUAAAAUUAUAUAAUGCUUAUUUACUACAUAUAUUAUAGUUUAUCAACAUACGAACAUACGUAUUUUGUAGUGCAGUUAUACAAAAAUAUAUUAUUAUUAUUAUUAAA